Molecule: messenger RNA, 1339 nt
Organism: Rattus rattus (black rat)
Lineage: Eukaryota; Metazoa; Chordata; Mammalia; Rodentia; Muridae
Product: ubiquitin-conjugating enzyme E2 R2
Exons: 4
Coding region: 90-566 (158 amino acids)
Biological process (GO): ubiquitin-dependent protein catabolic process; protein polyubiquitination
Molecular function (GO): ubiquitin conjugating enzyme activity
Source: RefSeq, a predicted model, not a curated record
AUUAGCAUAUCUUCUUUCUCUUUCAGGCACAUAUUAAAUUUCCUAUUGACUACCCAUAUUCACCACCUACCUUCAGAUUCUUGACCAAAAUGUGGCACCCCAACAUCUAUGAGAAUGGAGAUGUAUGCAUUUCAAUCCUUCAUCCGCCUGUAGAUGACCCACAGAGUGGAGAGCUGCCCUCUGAAAGGUGGAAUCCUACUCAGAAUGUGAGGACUAUCCUGCUGAGUGUAAUCUCCCUGCUUAAUGAGCCCAACACCUUUUCUCCAGCCAAUGUGGAUGCUUCAGUCAUGUUCAGGAAAUGGAGGGACAGCAAAGGAAAGGACAAGGAGUACGCUGAGAUCAUUAGGAAACAGGUCUCAGCCACGAAAGCUGAAGCAGAAAAGGAUGGAGUGAAGGUCCCCACAACCCUGGCAGAAUACUGCAUCAAAACUAAAGUGCCUUCCAAUGACAACAGCUCAGAUUUGCUUUAUGACGACCUGUAUGACGACGACAUUGAUAACGAAGACAAGGAGGAAGAAGAUGCCGACUGUUAUGAUGAUGAUGAUUCUGGAAAUGAGGAAUCGUGACAUGUUCCUUCAGUUCCCUGUACUGCCCUGACGUCUCAGGCCAAAGGGAGGGAAGCAAGUGGGGAUCUACAGUGGCCACUCAGCAAAAACUUACUCAUGGGGUGGGAAGCAAACAGCCCCUGCUGACUCACUCCUCUUGCAGAUCUCAGUUUGCUCCUUUUUAUGGACCUUACUGGAGAGGAAGUUCCCUCCACAGAAUGUCUGAAUCCUUGCAUUCUUCCCUCCAUCACUGUAUUGAUUCUUUUUUAAAAACAGCCACCACCCCUCAAACUCCCCCUCACCCCAUCUCUGCAGAGUGUUCACAGCAAAACACCUUUGUCUGUUUCUAGAUUCUUGAAAAAUUAGUCUGUUUAAGACAUUGUGUUUAAAGCUGGGAGCCCACUGGGAGUCCACAAGUGCUGCAUAUAUUGGGUAGCAAAAGAAAAUGGGAAAAAAAAAGAAAAAAAAAAACAAAACCUAAAAAAAAUAAAAAAACCCCACAAAACAAAUUUAAAAAAAAAGCCAAUUUGCCAAGGUUUAGCUACUCCUUUACAUUAGUGCGUGUGCAUUUGUUCAGCCCUGUGGUGGUGAGUUUUGUUUCUUUCCCUUCCUAAGGCUGGGCUGAGGUGGGCAUCAGGGACUUACUCUCGCUAAGUCUGAUGAAAUGUGCUGCCUCUGUGAGACCAUCCCAACACGGAGGCUGCAGCUACUCUGAGGAGAUAUCAGAUUUUGUUUUUUGGAAUGGAUUGGGAUCUAAAGCCUGAAAUAAAUAUUCAUACUUUACAUAGAACUGA